This is a messenger RNA of Gadus macrocephalus (Pacific cod), 1580 nucleotides long. Its product is annotated as snRNA-activating protein complex subunit 1-like. Gene Ontology annotation, cellular component: snRNA-activating protein complex. Gene Ontology annotation, biological process: snRNA transcription by RNA polymerase III; snRNA transcription by RNA polymerase II. The record is from RefSeq and is a predicted model, not a curated record. Gene Ontology annotation, molecular function: sequence-specific DNA binding. NCBI's taxonomy places the organism in Eukaryota, Metazoa, Chordata, Actinopteri, Gadiformes, Gadidae. The transcript has a single exon. Bases 322 to 1293 code for a protein of 323 amino acids.
AAUCCACAGGUGGUGUAGCAAGAGGUCGGGGGUCUGACUUUGGCGCGUCGCGGGUGGCAACGCAUUUAGGAAAGAUAUUAAGGUGAAUAUAGUCCAGGCCUAUUUGAAUAUUGUCCAGUUUUGGAAGAUAUUUUCUCGUGUGAGCGUGCAUGCGCGCGCGUGUGUGCAUGUGUUGAUUGUUUGGGGAUCCUGAUUGGCUCGUGUGCCAAUCACACGAUACGGUCAGGUAUUUCGGAUGCUGGAAGUCCAGCGGAGAACACAUUUCCGCCCUGAAGUCAACUCUAGGGUCCUGGUGGGUUUGUGGCCGCUGACCAAAACGUAAUGCCUCGCCCACCGCCGGUGUAUUACGAUACCUUCUACCGGCCUCUGACGGAGGACGUGGAGGAACUACUGGCCCGUUUCCAGCAGACUGAGUCGGUGCGGUUUGAACACUUCUCGGCCGCCUGGAGGUACAUGAGAUUUUCGGAGGUCUUCGCCGGCAUCACCUUGUUUGGCGAGAUGAAGCGCUUCUGCAGAGUAGCCUUAGCCACCGCCUCCAAAUACUUCCUCGGCCCGUUUAGUUACCAGAUCCGGGUGGGGGGGCUGUACCUGCUGUAUGCCUUCUACAACACUCAACUCGCCUCACCGCAGUAUAAUAUUAGGUUCGCCUUGAAGGACUGGGAAUACAUCCAGAACUUUCUUAAAGAAUCCCUGCACUCCCGACAUUACGAUGUGAUUUACAUCCUACGGAAGCUAUUCGCCACCCAGGCCAUACACUUCGUCGCGAUGCCGCACUUGCUCGCCUUCCGCAAGUUGCGGAAACACCAUAGUGAGCCGCUGUGCACCGGAUUCCUUAGCCGGACCGAGCGGGUCCAGGAGCUGGUCUACUCGGAACUACUGGACGAGGUCUCCAACAUCCAGACCCUAUACCAGAGCAAGAAGAAGGUCGUGAUGGAGAAAGCUGGUUUGUUCACCGUGGCAGUGGCCGAUUUCCCCAACCGCAUCCAAGAGGUCGCGGGGGAAUUCGUCACCUGGCAGGACAAUAACUACCAGGCGGAUAGCCUGAAAGAAGAAGGGGAUGAAAAGCCCGGGGAGACCGACACAACCAAGCGGUCACAACUCGUCUGCUCCAUCAAGCAGAAGAGCUACCGUAACUACAAGGAGGCAGGCCGAGCGCGGAGACACCGUCAGCCGGUGGCCGUGGAGACGUUUGAUCCGGAUCAGAGGCCCAGCCUGCAGCGGAGGAGACCCCCCUCGCUGCGAGCCCGUACGCGGAAGACGCUGGAUGUGCGGGAGGAGUCCACCCACCUAUGAUGCUGCCUGGUUUCACACGCUUUUCUGAUCCAUUAACAAGUCAGUUAAAUGCAUUUGUGGGAUUUGUGUUUUUAUAUUUUUUGUUAAACGAAAUGCGAUACAUUAGCCUACAAGCAUGUUUAAUAAUAUUAUGCUGUAGGCCUGCUUGUCUUCAAAGAGAGCCAGAAGAUAGAGCCUACUUUCUUAUUUGAAGAGAGGAAAUUCAGCCUUCAUAACAAAACAAUAGUGAGCCUGAUGGAAACUUAAUUUGAAUAAUUUCUAAAUAAAAGAUAUAUGCCCAAAUUCAA